Messenger RNA from Myotis myotis, 384 nucleotides. RefSeq names its product 60S ribosomal protein L29-like. NCBI's taxonomy places the organism in Eukaryota, Metazoa, Chordata, Mammalia, Chiroptera, Vespertilionidae. Bases 1 to 384 code for a protein of 127 amino acids. The transcript has a single exon. The record is from RefSeq and is a predicted model, not a curated record.
AUGCACAACCAGUUCCGAAAAUGGCACAGAAAAGGCAUCAGGAAGGAAAUAGAUCCAAAGUUCCUGAGAAACAGACGCUUUGCCGAAAAGCACAACAAGAAGAGGCACGUCAACAACACUCAUGCCAUGAGCACACGUGCCAAGGCUAUCAAGGCCUUCAUAAAGCCCAAGGAAGUCAAGCUGAGAUCCCAGAGGGUCAGCUGCAAGCUCAGUCAACUUGUCUACAUCAUUCACCCCAAACUUGGGAAAUGUGCUUGUGUCCCCAUCACUAAGGGUCUCAGGUACUCCUGGCCAAAGGCCAAGGCAAGGCUUAAACCAAGCCUCAGGCUGCAGCUGCAGCUGCAACUCAGGCUUAGGCUCCCAAAGGUGCUCAGACCCCCAUAA